CCUUUAGAAAAAUAUGGAAUUUAGCGGCUCUUUUUCUUCUACUGCACCUUCUAUACACCAUCUAUCCCAUUAUAUUCCCAGAAUCUUCUCUCUGAGUCACUAUUUUCUCUGAUUCUCUCUCUCUCUUCCACCCCCCCUCCCUCUCCCUCUAUUUUCCCCUUUUCUUCUCACUUUGGAUUCCCAUAAACAAAAAGGAGUUGCUGCUAAAGAGUCUAAAAGCCUUUGCCUUUUCUUUCUUAUUAUUUAUCAACAUCAUAAUCAUGUGUGUUAAGGAUGCUAAGCAGGUUAACCAAGAAGUGGAAAGCCUCGGCAAUACCAACAUCAACAAGAAGCAGUCUUGGCCUUUGCAUUGUGAGGCCUUGCAUGACAAGAUGGAUAAUUGGGAUAAAGACUCUUCCUUGAUUAGCUCCAGUGAUGGGAUCAGUGUCUGCAGCUCUUUUCCUCUAGAAAGCAUCUGUGAGGAUCGAGUGACUCUGGAGAGGAAACAGAAUCUUGCAACAAGUUUUAUUCCUGUCCUUCGGUCAGGAGAAUGGUCUGACAUUGGUGGUCGGCUUUAUAUGGAGGACACACACAUUUGCAUUAGUGACUUGGCAAAGAAAUUUGGUUACAAUUUACUUAGGGAGGAAUCUGUUUCUUUCUAUGGUGUAUUUGAUGGGCAUGGGGGAAAGAGUGCAGCUCAUUUUGUCCGGGAUCAUUUGCCAAGAUUUAUUGUUGAGGAUGCAGAUUUCCCAUUAGAACUUGAGAAAGUGGUCGCAAGGUCGUUCAUUAAGACUGAUGCAGCUUUUGCAGAGACUUGCUCCCGUGAGUCUUCCUUUUCUUCUGGCACAACUGCACUUACCGCAAUGAUAUUUGGGAGGUCUUUGCUUGUGGCAAAUGCUGGUGACUGCCGGGCUGUAUUGUCACGGCGUGGAACAGCUAUAGAAAUGUCAGAGGACCAUAGGCCUUGCUGUGUUAAUGAAAGGACCCGGAUUGAGUACCUGGGGGGAUAUGUUGAAGAUGGUUAUCUGAAUGGCCAGUUAGGUGUCAGUCGGGCAUUAGGUGACUGGCACCUCGAAGGGAUGAAGGUGAAGAGCGAUAGAGGUGGUCCCUUGAGUGCUGAACCAGAACUUAAAUUGGUUACACUAACCAAGGAUGACGAGUUUUUGAUCAUCGGAAGUGAUGGAAUAUGGGAUGUGUUUUCCAGCCAAAAUUCAGUUUCCUUUGCUCGGAGAAGACUUCGAGAGCACAAUGAUGUGAAAUUGUGUUGUAAAGAAAUAGUAGAGGAAGCAACAAAACGCGGGGCGACAGACAAUUUGACAGUUGUUGUGAUAAGCUUUCACUUGGAGCCACCACCAAAAGUGGCAGUAGAAAGGGGAAGAGUUAGAAGGAGCAUUUCUGCUGAGGGACUUCAGAGCCUCAAAUGUCUAUUACAAGGAUAAUACUCCAAUACUGAGUUCCAAAAAGAUUUUAUUUCCUUCCCUGUACAAUAAACUAGUCAAUAAUGGUAAAUAGCUACACUAGCUUUUACUCUAGAGUCUUGCGUGUGUAUAUAAAAUCCCUCCGGAAAUAGAAACUGAAUUUUUUCCUGUCAGUUAUCGCUGUUGAUUCAUUCAGUUUUCAAGCAAAUGGAAUUGCAGGUAAAUAAGAAUCGAAAGCAUGAACAAAUGCUGUCAUUAUUUAUGACAUUGAACUUUUUUCUA
Molecule: messenger RNA, 1679 nt
Organism: Hevea brasiliensis (rubber tree)
Lineage: Eukaryota; Viridiplantae; Streptophyta; Magnoliopsida; Malpighiales; Euphorbiaceae
Product: probable protein phosphatase 2C 27
Exons: 4
Coding region: 261-1418 (385 amino acids)
Biological process (GO): protein dephosphorylation
Molecular function (GO): protein serine/threonine phosphatase activity; cation binding
Source: RefSeq, a predicted model, not a curated record